Molecule: messenger RNA, 7808 nt
Organism: Onychostoma macrolepis
Lineage: Eukaryota; Metazoa; Chordata; Actinopteri; Cypriniformes; Cyprinidae
Product: trichohyalin-like
Exons: 10
Coding region: 146-6730 (2194 amino acids)
Source: RefSeq, a predicted model, not a curated record
CGCGCUUACAUACACAACUACUAUGUAACAGCCACGUAAUAUUCAUCCACGGGGGUUUACGGGAAUAAAUAAUUAUUAUAAUCGACGGAGUUUUUAAAAAAUCAGAUAACCAGAUUGCACGCUGGUUGUGCAGUUGUAGUUCACAAUGAGCAUGUUUCUGCAAAGAGCCAAUAUUCAUAUCCAGUUGCCCUGCAGGAUGGCAUUUCCUGUAGAUAUUCUGACAAAUGUGGAUCAUGAGACCUUAGAGCUAACAGCUGAGGAAUAUAUGUCUCAGCUCCCCUACAGAAACACAGAGUUCUUCAGCCCCUCUGAUUCCAAACAGAUAGAAAUUGGACUCUGCAAUGUGAGUUUUGUCCCUCUUUAUGGAACAGAUACUGAAAAAAAGCUCCUUGCGUUGUUCUCACCUGAUGACUUUAACACAGUUGUAGGUCUAUAUUUGCUGGAUCGGUGGUGGCGGUUUGAAGAUGUUCUUAAAACAGCAGAACCCUCAAGAACAGGCCUGAUCAAGGUCAGCACCCUUGGGGAAAGGAUAGUCCUCUAUGUUCUCAACAGAAUUGUGUUGAGAAAUGAGAAGAGCAGUGAAGAUGUUUUCUUUCUUUGUCAUUGUGAGCAUGAAGCUGCAAAAAUACUAUGGAAGGAUGGAGAGGCCAUUGGCUUUUACUCAUUCAAACCCAAAGAUAGCUUAUGCAGAAACUUCGUGACCCAAUGCUAUCAACUUCCUGUAAUGGACACAAUAUUUGUCAGGAAGUGUCACCGGGGCCAGGGUCAUGCCAUAAAGAUACUGGAAGACUUUGUUAGUAGCUUCAGAAAUGAGUACAUAGGGUUAAAAUUUCCUCUUUCAGAAGCUAUGUAUAAAGUUUGUGAAAAGUACUUCAGUAUAUAUCCAGCAGACAAGGAGUUUCUGUGGGAAGUAGAGAAAAUAGGAAGCCCUUUCCAGAGAACUCUAAUAGCCAACAGGCUACAGAAGUUGAAGCUAAAGGAGAAGGACCAGGUUGUGAGCAAACUGAAUUUUGAUGAAGAUGAUGCCGCUGCUCCAAUGGAAAUUGAGUUCACAAAGAUUCAGGAAACCACUGAAUAUACAGUGGAGAUUAAAGAACAUCAGAUUACAAAGGUUACUGGGGAAAUCCCACUUAUAGAAACAGAAGCUGAGGAGGAUGUAUUAGAAAACAGAGUUGAAGAAAUUAAAAAGAUGGAGAACAAGGAAGCAAAUUUAGCUGGACAAAUGGAUAGUGACAUAGAGAUGAGCAGUCUUGCUCAGGAAGUACAUGUCCAGGAAGAAGAGGUGCCAGUCAGCACAGAAAGACAUCUCAGACGUAGAACAAUAAGAGUUCAGACUCCACUGAUAAGGAAAUCUAGAUGUGUACAGAAACACAAAGCUGAAGCAGCUGUUGAACAUCAGGAAAGACACACAGUGGUGAGCAAGAAUAAAACUGAUACAAUAUUGAUGACAAAAGAGAGAGAGGAUGAAAUGGAUCAAGAUGUCAACAAGAUGGAGAACAAAGAAGAACAUUUAGCUGAGCUGGAGCCAGUGGAAGAACCAAACGUGAGUAGAAAUGAAUAUGAAAAAACAUCAGCAAUAACAGAAGAGACUGUGGAUGUAUGUAUACCAAUUAUUACAACUGAGGCCAGUUUGGAAAGUCUUGAUGAAAUGGUAAACACAAAUACUGAGGAAACUGCAGUUCCAGAGAGCUCCGAACUAUCUUUGGGUGUAGAAAUAGAUUAUCAGGAGAAAGAAUUUCAGAUUGUUGAUGGUCCUGAAGAGAAGGCCUCACUUGUAGAACCUGACAAGGAGGUAGAGAAUGUUGAUGGUACUCCAGUAAUAAAAUUACAAAGAGCAACAGUAGUACUUGUGGAUUUGAGCAAUCUUUCCCAAAAUACAGAAGUAGAGGGUGAGGCUUCAGAAGAUCUGACACAUUUCCAAACGGAGGAAAAACUGGAACUGUAUGAAGAGCACAACAAACUCGAUAAAGAAGACAUGACAUUUGAAGAGCAAAAGCCAACUGAAGAUUUGGCCACAAUGCCAGCUGAGGGCAGCCUGGUCGAAAGCAAUAAAAUUGAAAACAAACAGAAUGAGGAUGAAGGGAUGAGCAGUCUUGCCCAGGAGAAUGCUGUUCAAGAAAAUUUAGAAGAGGAAGCACCAGUCAGCACACAGCGGAGUCUUAGACAAAGAACAAUAAUAGUUCAGUCUCCACCAAGAAGAAAAUCUAGACGUAUACAAAAACAAGGGGCUGAAGUUUUUGAAGAUAAAACUGAAAUAGUCCUAAUAACAGAAAAGGAAGCUGAUGAGGCUGACCAAGGUGUAGAAAUAGUUGAUAAAGAGAAACCGCCUCAAUCAUCAAUUGUAGAUGCUACUGAGAAGGUGAUCCCACUCGUAGAAGCAGAACCUGAAGAUAAUGUAGUAGAAAAAGGAGUUGAUGAAAUCAACAAGUUGGAGAACAAGGAAACAAAUUUAGCUGUGACAAGAGACACAGGUGAGGAGACACCUGAGGUGGGAGAAGAAGCCACUUUAGAGCAACAGCAAAAUGAGCCAUUGGUUAAAAAUGACAAAGAAACAACAGAGACAGAAAAAUCCAUGGAGACUGUCCCAGUGGUUGGCAAAGAGCAAACAUUCAUUGUAGGGGGGACCACCAUCCAAAUAGAGGAGAAAGUAUCACAGGUCUCACUGGCAGAAGCAGAACCUGAUGAGGAGGGAGAAAAAGUUGAAGAGGAAAAACUGGAACAGGAAUAUCAACUAUGUAAUCUGACAUCAGUAGAGGAAGAACAGCUAGAACAAUUACAAAAAGAGGAAGCUACUGAAAAGACCCCUGAGAAAGACAAAAUGGAGGAUGAAAACACAGUUGAAGAACAGAAUGAACCCGAUAAACAAGACGUGACAUUUGAGGAGCAAAAACCAACAGAAGAUUUGGAAGAACAAAAUGACUUAAAAGUAUCAGAGAUCGUAGAAGUUUAUAGGGCUGUAGAUGAGAAUGUGGAAGAAGCAGUAAAUUCUGGAGAGCAUCCUGAAAAAACUACAACAAUGGCAGAUGAAACAAAUAUAAUUCAGCAGGCAGAAAAAGAUCACAAUAUUACUUUAAAAGAAAAGCAAACAGACAGUGACAUAGAAAUGAGAACUCUUGCUCAGGAGGCACCAGAAACUGACCAGGAAGUCUUAGAAGAGGAGGCAUCAGUCAGCACAGAGAGAAGUCUCAGGCGUAGAACAAUAAAAAUUCAGUCUCCACCUAGAAGAAAAUCAAGACGUUUACAAAAACAAGAGGCUGAAGCUUUUGAAGAUAAAACUAGAAACUUCCCAAUAAGAGGAAAAGUAGCUGAUGAAAUGCAGGAAACACUUAAGAAAUCAACUGUAGAGACUACUGAGGUCAUCCCAUUUGUAGAAGCAGAACCUGAAGAUAAUGUAGUUGAAAAAGGAGUUGAAGAAAUCAACAAGAUGGAGGACAAGGAAACAAAUUUAGCUGUGACAAGAGACACAGAUGAGGAGACACCUGAGGUGGAAGAAGAAGCCAAUUUAGAGCAACAGCAAAAUGAGCCAUUGGUUAAAAAUGACAAAGAAACAACAGAGACGGAAAAAUCCAUGGAGACUGUCCCAGUGGUUGGCAAAGAGCAAACAUUCAUUGUAGGGGGGACCACCAUCCAAAUAGAGAAGAAAGUCUCACAGGUCUCACUUGUAGAAGCAGAACCUGAUGAGGAGGGAGAAAAAGAUGAUGGUACUCCUGUAAUACAACUGCAGAAAGCCACAGUAGUACUUGUAGAUUUAAACAAGCUUUCCCAAAAUACAGAAGGAGAGAGUGACACUCCAGACGUCCGAACACAUUCCCAGACAGAGGAAAAACUGGAACAGGAAAAAACAGAUAAUAGUGAAUAUCAACUAUAUAAUCUGACAUCAGAAGAGGAAGAACAGCAAGAACAACUCCAAAAAGAGGAAGAUACUGAAAAGACCCCUGAGAAAGACAAAAUGGAGGAUGAAAACACAGAACAGAAUGAUCCCGAUAAACAAGACGUGACAUUUGAGGAGCAAAAAGCGACAGAAGAUUUAGAAGAACAAAAUGACUUAAAAGUAUCAGAGAUCGUAGAAGUUUAUAGGGCUGUAGAUGAGAAUGUGGAAGAAGCAGUAAAUUCUGGAGAGCAUCCUGAAAAAACUACAACAAUGGCAGAUGAAACAAAUAUAAUUCAGGAGGCAGAAAAAUAUCACAAUAUUACUUUAAAAGAAAAACAAACAAACAGUGACAUAGAAAUGAGAAGUCUUGCUCAGGAGGCACCAGAAACUGACCAGGAAGUCUUAGAAGAGGAGGCAUCAGUCAGCACAGAGAGAAGUCUCAGGCGUAGAACAGUAAAAAUUCAGUCUCCACCAAUAAAGAAAUCUAGACGAGUAAAAAGACAAGAGGCUGAAGUUUUUGAAGAUAAAACUGGAACAGUCCAACUAACAGGAAAAGGAGAUGAAGAAGUGCAUAAAGAAGGAGCAGAAAUAGAUAAAGAAGAAACACUUCAAAAAACAACUGUAGAAGCUACUGAGAACAUUGUCUCACUUAUAGAAGGAGAACCUGAUGAGAAUGUAAUAGAAAAGGGAACUGAAGAAAUUAACAACAUGGAGAACAAGGAAACUAAUUUAGGGAAUGAGGCAACUCCUGAGAUGGAAAGAGACAAAGUCAAUUUAGAGCAACAGGAAAAUGAGCUAUCUAUUGAAAAUGAAAAAGAAACAGCUGAAACAGAAAAACCCAUGGGGAUGGAUGAAGUUUCAGUGGUUAUCAAGGAGCAAACAUACAGUUUAGAGGAGACCACCAUUCAAGCAGAAGAAGAGAUCUUGCAGAUAGACAGCUCUGAAACCAAUGAAAAUAAAAAUGAAAGGACCACAAGGAGAAGUCUAAGCAUCAGUUCACAAUCAGUCACAUCUACACAGAAGACCAGAAAAUCUGCACAUCUCCACAAAGCAGAGUUGGAACCAGUAAAAGAAGCAAAGAUGAGUAGAAAUGAAGAAACUUCUUCAAUGACAACCAAAACGGUAAAUGUCUCUGUACCGGUCACCAUUGAGACCAAUGUGGAAAAUCUUGAUGAAGAUGAAGAUGUGAGUAAAAGGGUGGAAACUACUUCGGAUGAGCAAGACAUAGACAUAUCAAAUGAUAAGGGAAGAGUGGAUGAAGCUUUGCCUGAAAUAUCUACAGAUGUUGAAGAAGAUGAAACUAUGACCUUAAUUAAAAUAACUGAAAAUGAAAUUUUGAGGGAAAUGGAUAAAACACAAAAAGAUGUAGAGGGGGGAGUUCAGGAAGAAGAAAAAGCAGUGCCUUCACAGGAAAACACAGAGCAGGAACAAGAAGAAGCAGUGUCACUGGGUGAAAAUGUGGGGGGAACCAAUCUGACAAAUGAAUUUAAGACAACAGCUGUGGAGGAGAAGGUUGCUUUAGAAAACUCAGAGCAAGAAGCAGCUUUCAUUACAAGAAGUCUCAGAUACCGAACAGUAACAGUCCAGUCUACACCAAGAAGUAAAUCAAAACGCCUCCACAGACAAGAGCUGGAGUCAGAAAGAGAAACUGAUUAUUUAAAUAUCCUUAUAGGGAAGGAGAAUGAAGCAUUAAUUGCUGAAGACAGCACUGCUGAAUUUGAAAAUUUGGAGACAAAAGAGGGAGAGGGCGUAAUUCAGACAAUUACAGAUGAAAAGUCAGAAAAAUCAGAGACAAAAGAUGAUACUAAGGAGGUAGGUAAUGAAAUUCUGUUUGAAAUCGUGGAAAGUAACAGUGGCAGCCAGGUAAAUACUGAACAGAACAAAUCUCAAGAAGAAAAUCUUGAGAGAGAAGAUAUGCCGGUGCCUAAUGAACAGGAGGAAGCAAAAUCACUCCAAGAAAGAGAAAAUGAGGGAGCCACAGAAGGUGUGCAAGGAAGUACUGCUGAUUUGGAGGAAACAGCAGUGGAAAGGAGAUCCCUGAGAAAAAGAAUGACUGUUGUAACAGUUGCGCCAAGAAAAUCCAAACGUCUUUGUAAACAAGAGCAUGAGGACGAUAGUGAGCAAGUCAAGGAGGCAGUUAUGGGACAAACUGACUCAGUAGAAAUGACAUUUACAGAAGACAGUGUAGAGCUGAGGUCAGAUGUAACUGCAGCAGUUUUUGAGGGCAGUAAUUUGAGUGAAGAAAUACUACAGAAAAUCCAGAAAAAUGCGCAAGGGGCUAAAUCAGAUGGAGACUGUAAUGUACAUAAAGACACAGAGCCAGAUGCAGGUGAAUCUCAAGACGAGCAAAAACAGAGUAGAUUAAAUAAAACCCAGGCAGAUGAGGACCAAGAAGAGGUUAUGACAGAUGAAAUAGUAGAGGAGGUGAUAGAGCAACAUGUAGAUCUUGAGUCCAACACAAAUGAGGGCUUCACGUUAGCUUUGGAGGUCCAGAAAACUUCUGAUCAAGAAGAAAACAAUGCAGACGAGGAGAGCAGAGUGGUGAUGGAGGCUCCAAAAGAGAUAUUCACAUCUGCAGAAAAAUAUGAGAAAGGUGAAGAAAAUAUCUCUGACGACGAUGAGAAAGGUCUUGCCAUUGGAAAGCAUGUUGUAGCUCUGAGUAGCUCAAUUACUGCGUCAACCGGACGAAAAUCAAUGAGGCUGCAAAUGCAUGAAUCCAAAACUAAGGAAGAUGAAUCAAAUUCUGAAUCAGAAGUAGAUCAAACAACGAAACAGAGACAUCAGAGGAAAAGAAGAGCCAUUACUGACUCAACAUCAGCACGCAGAUCAAAACGCCAUGUUAGGGCAAGAAUUGUUUAGCAGAUUAGUGAUUUGUGGCUCUUGAUUUAGUACAAGCCUCCUAUGCAUUGCUUAAAGAACCAACCGAUUAUAUACAUAAUGUGAAAUUUUCUAUUACAUUUUCAUAUGCAAAAUCAUGCAAACUAUAUUUGAUAUUUUUUUUUCUGAAAUAUUUGGGAUUUUAUAAAACAGAUGUUUCUUGAAUUAAGAUUUACUGAAAUAAGCAUGUUCAGUGUAACAUUUAGUUGAUAAAUGUCUAGCUAUAAUAUCUUUAGUUUAGACACUUUUAAAAAAUUCUAUAUUAUGCAUUGCAAAUUCAUUAUAGAGGUAGUUUUUAAUGUAUAGCACUAUUUUUAUAUUCAAUUAAAUGAAAAUGCAACAGUCCACUGCAUUCAGUUUGGUUCUGGAUUGGAUGCUAAAUUUAUCUAAUUUGUACACAGGUGCUCACACAGCAUAGGUGUUUUGUGUGAAACAUUUUUCCAAUGUGCAUUAUGUGCUUCUGUUACAUACCGUAUACCUUUCAAAUGUGAGUUUGUGACACAUUUUGUGAUUGCAUUUUUUCCAAAUUAUAGAGUGUCUGCCACAACUGCCCUUGUUUUUAUUGCCAAGAAAAUUCUUUCUAUGAAUUAUAUUAAGUCUUCUUUGAAUCUCACAGCAAUGUAUUUUGCAACUGCAACCUUUUUAGCAUUAUUUUAAUAUCUUUUAAGUAGCAAUAUUGUUUGUGAAUGUGUAAUGCUUAUGGGUUUGUUGUUUAUUUUACACUCCAUUCUGUUAGCAGAGCAGUUCAUGUAGCUUCACGUUUCAUCAAUGUUGAAAUGCAAGAAAAUAAUUACUUUUUUUUUCUUUUCUUGUGAAAAUAUUUCCCUGAACUGUGAUUUGUCAGUAAAUGUUUAAAUAAAGUCAUGAAUUAUCAAGGUCAUUUGAACUUAUUUGUGUCAGUUGUAUGUUGGGAUAGGCUUCAGCAUCCCCAUGACUCCUACAGCACAUAAAACAAGUGAUUUGAAAAAAGAAUGGAUCAAUGGAUGUAACAGUUGAUUCACACACUUACAGUAUUUGUUUGAUUUAUUUUUAUUUUUUCUCACAACCAUCACUCAUAACA